Messenger RNA from Cucumis sativus (cucumber), 1111 nucleotides. RefSeq lists its product as hypothetical. The record is from RefSeq and is a predicted model, not a curated record. The coding region runs from base 52 to 924 and encodes 290 amino acids. The transcript has 2 exons. Lineage: Eukaryota; Viridiplantae; Streptophyta; Magnoliopsida; Cucurbitales; Cucurbitaceae.
CUCUCAUGCCAAACAAAAACCUUUCCUCCCACUCUCUCCCCAUUCGCUUCCAUGGCCAAAUCCUCAAAUUCCAAAUCCAAACCUCACUUUUUCCUCUGCUGUUUUGGAUACUCCGACAAGCUUCCCCGCUUUAAGCCCCUCAAAUCCCCCGCCGGUCACCGUAAACGUCAGUUUUCUUGGUUUAGGAACUCAAAGCCUCCUACGCCCCUUCAUUCUUCCUCUUUUCCUUCCCAUACGAACCGCUCCGUUACUAAUUCCGACCGCCUCUCCUCGGUUUCUAUUGCUCCCACCGCCACUACUAAUUCCUCCAAUGAAGAUUUAGCCGUGCCGGUGGCCACAAAUCGAACCGGCGAGGAGGUGAUCAUCAGCCCGCAUGAGGUAAAAAAUGACACUGUCGCAGGAAAAACUAUCCAUGGGAGUAGUGAGCAUUCAAACUCGCCAAACAAACCCAUUGAUCAAAGUCAAUCAAGGUUCUCAUUAACGAAAAGACUCGAGUCGUUUAGAUCAAUCCGGUUCAAUCAAACAGCCCCACCAAAAAAGAAUACAAAAUCGAUCAACGUACAAACACCCACCAUAUCACACUCUUUAUCAUUUCCGCCACCAAAACCAACCCCAUCAAACAGAGUUAGUGAAUUGCGAGAAAGCAAACGCGUUUGUUCAAAGUCAAAAAACAGAAAAUCGAGCCAACAGUACCGAUCGGUAGCGGCGAUGUCGGUUUUGAUGAUGACGUUGGCAAUGAUGGUAGUUUGGGGAAGAAUUUGUGCGAUAUUAUGUACGGCAACAUGGAUUUUUAUUGUAACAAGUUUAAGGUCAAUUGUUGAAGAAUAUGAAGGAAUUGAUUUUGUUGAAUCUGAUUCAUAUUCGGAAGGGUUUAAGAAGAAAUUAGUGGUUUUAAAAGGGUUUGUUUGUAGAAAUCAUAAAUAAUAGAAAAUCUGGUGGAAGGAAGUAUAGAGAAAUGGACAUUAUUGAAAGGAAUUUAUUUAUUUGAUUAUUUUGUAUAAUUUGAGUAUGAUAUAAAUUGUGGUUAGGGUAAUUUAUUUAUUUGAUUGUAUAUGGUUGGGUGGCAGUUUGGAAUGACCUUAGGUUGAAUGGCAUAUGUCUUGUGAUCCAA